This is a messenger RNA of Hippopotamus amphibius kiboko, 801 nucleotides long. RefSeq names its product troponin I1, slow skeletal type (gene TNNI1). The transcript has 6 exons. The record is from RefSeq and is a predicted model, not a curated record. The coding region runs from base 55 to 555 and encodes 166 amino acids. Gene Ontology annotation, cellular component: troponin complex. Gene Ontology annotation, biological process: muscle contraction. NCBI's taxonomy places the organism in Eukaryota, Metazoa, Chordata, Mammalia, Artiodactyla, Hippopotamidae.
CCUCAGAGAAAACCCAAGAUCACUGCCUCCCGCAAACUCCUGCUGAAGAGCCUGAUGCUGGCCAAGGCCAAGGAGUGCUGGGAGCAGGAGCACCAGGCGCGCGAGGCCGAGAAGACGCGCUACCUGGCCGAGCGCAUCCCCGCGCUGCAGACCCGGGGCCUGUCGCUCAGCGCCCUGCAGGACCUGUGCCGGGACCUGCACGCCAAGGUGGAGGUGGUGGAUGAGGAGAGAUACGACAUUGAGGCCAAAUGCCUGCACAACACCAGGGAGAUCAAGGACCUGAAGCUCAAGGUGAUGGACCUUCGUGGGAAGUUCAAGCGCCCCCCUCUGCGGCGAGUCCGCGUCUCGGCCGACGCCAUGCUGCGUGCCCUGCUGGGCUCCAAGCACAAGGUGUCCAUGGACCUGCGUGCCAACCUCAAGUCUGUGAAGAAGGAGGACACAGAGAAGGAGCGGCCCGUGGAGGUGGGCGACUGGAGGAAGAACGUGGAGGCCAUGUCUGGGAUGGAGGGCCGCAAGAAGAUGUUCGACGCCGCCAAGUCCCCAACCACCCAGUAGAAGGUGCUCCGGGCACCCUGCCCUCUCCCUCCUCCCCACCCGCCCGCCCAGCUCUCAGCAUCGCCCUGCACCGCAGAGCACCUCACCCUGCUUCCACGUCUCCCCCCAGCCUGAGCGCCCUCCAGGACUGGGACUCCAGAUGCCAGAGGAGGAAUGGCAGCGUCUGAAGACCUCGCCUGGCUGGUGGGUGGGCUCCCUGGGGCUCCCGGCCGCGUGGCGCAGCCACUCUGCAUGUCGAGCGCCCGC